Schistosoma margrebowiei is the source of this 805-nucleotide messenger RNA. The record is from the annotation of a GenBank genome assembly. Lineage: Eukaryota; Metazoa; Platyhelminthes; Trematoda; Strigeidida; Schistosomatidae.
UUCUGACCGCUACUUUCGAUCUCACCGCUACUUUAGUAUGUUGUCCUUGAGUAGCAAAAAGGGACUUCAUAGGCUGAUUUAUUCAUCAUACUCGCGACUUUCAUCUUCGAAGCCAAGCCAACCUUCAAAAGUUGAUAGUUCUGAUGAGUCCAUCCCGUUCAAACCGUACAGUCCUUUUCCAAAACCACAAGGGAAAAUAGACUAUGUUAUUACCCGGCUUGAUGAUUUAGCAGACUGGGCUAGGAAAAACUCAAUAUAUCCGCUUACUUUCGGUCUUGCAUGCUGCGCUGUUGAAAUGAUGCAUAUCGCUGGGCCUCGUUAUGACAUGGAUCGUUAUGGGGUAGUUUUUCGGGCUAGCCCACGUCAAGCUGACCUUUUAAUCGUUUCCGGAACUGUUACGAACAAGAUGGCCCCGGCUCUUCACAGAAUUUACGCCCAAAUGACUCAACCGAAGUGGGUUAUUUCAAUGGGCUCUUGUGCAAAUGGUGGUGGUUACUAUCACUAUUCAUAUAGUGUUGUACGUGGCUGUGAUCGAAUUAUUCCGGUUGAUAUAUAUGUCCCAGGUUGUCCUCCAUCUGCAGAAGCGCUGAUGUAUUCUAUAUUACAACUGCAAAAAAAAAUUAAAUCUGAAAAACACAUUAAAUCAUGGUAUAGGAAAUAAAUGAUGAAUUUAUCUUAAAUGAAAAGAGAAUUUUCAGAACUGAAUUGUAACUCACUUUCCAAAAUUGAUUCAUACAUUAGUGUUUACCUGUAUUUAUUAUAGAAAACCAAACCUUUCUAGAUACACAUGUGUUUAUCUGCUCAA